UUUUUUCCCAUCAACUAGACGUGGAUAUCAAAUAUCAUUUAUAUUUUGUCGGGAAAUUAUUGCUAAUGCCUUCUCGACUUUUCCAUCAGAUGCUGACUCGUAGAAGUGAAGGGUGAGAGGAAAAUGGACACCAGCCGGAGAUGGGAGCUUAUUUUGUCUUUUCCAUCAGAUGCUGACUCGUACAAGCCAUCGUUGCAGGUUGGGAGUGGACCGAGUGGCAAAAGAUAGAAUCAGACGAUUGCAUUGCAUCUGAAGGAAGAACCAUACUGAAAACUCUAGCGAUUGAAUUAGAGGAGAAAUGGAGGUGUUGCUCUUGUGGUUGAAGAGAAUAUGGAAUGCUUGGAAUCUCCAGGCAUUCAUGCUGGCAAGCCUUAGCUUGCAAAUCAUCCUUAUUUUCUCAGGCAGCCUCCGGAAGCGCAACUCCUCAUGGUGGGUAAGCCUCAUCCUCUGGUCGGCCUACUUGCUCGCCGACUGGGUGGCCACCUUCGCCCUCGGCAUCCUGUCCAAAACCCAAGAUGACCAUGACUGCAAAUCUGCGGAGCAUUCUCUCAAACAGAACGCGGAGCUCCUUGCUUUUUGGUCACCUUUCCUUCUGUUACACCUCGGUGGUCCAGACACCAUCACAGCCUUCUCCUUGGAAGACAAUGAGCUUUGGAUGAGACACUUGCUAGGUCUGGUCUUUCAAGUCUGCGUGGCCCUCUAUGCCUUCAUGAAGUCCUUGCCGGAUACUCGCCUCAUAGUUCCCGCUUUCCUGAUGUUCCUCGCCGGAAUUAUCAAUUACGGCGAGAGGUCCUGGUCUCUCAUGUGCGCCAGCGUCGACGGCCUGAGGAAGUCCAUGGUAACACCCCCUGACCCUGGCCCAAAUUACGUCAAGUUCAUGGAAGAGUACUCUUGCAUGUCAGCAGCCGGCCUCCAUGUAGAUAUUGUAGUGGAGAAUGAAUCCGAGCCCAACCCACUAGCUCUCGACACCGAAGAGGAGGACAUUAAAGAUGUCGAGCUUGUAUCCAAAGCCCACCAUUUCUUCAAUAUAUUCAAGCGCCUCACGGUGGACCUUAUCCUCACAUUCCAUGACCGGAACGAGAGCCUGUCCUUCUUUCUCAAGCGUUCUCCGGAUCAAGCGUUCAAGUUGAUUGAGUUUGAGCUUUCCUUCAUCUACGAAGAGCUCUUUACCAAAGCCACCGCGCUUCAUACUGUGGCCGGUCCCUUCCUCCGCUUGCUCACUUUUUCGUCCAUUUUCUCUUCGCUUCUCUCUUCUUCUUCACCAAAAAGCAUGGUUACGUGGAGGCCGAUCUCGGAUAUGACCAGCUGUCCGAUAAGGUGUUCACAACAAUCUCUUUGUUUUCGACCAACGAAUAAGCCGAGAUGGUCUAAUUCCAUGGCCCAAUACAGCCUCAUCAGUUUCUGCCUCGCUGAUGAAGAGUCUUCAGCAUUCAAAACUACGCUGAAAUCCAUCGGCAUGAAAGACACCUGGGACAAAUAUUGGUACACGACGUACAUUCCGGUGACCGAUGAGCUCAAAGAAUUCAUAUUCAAGGAGAUCAAGGGCAAGGCAAGCAGUGCACAGGAUUCUAAAAGUUACAAACGUUUCAGCGAUUACAGAGGUGAAUGGGCGCUUCAGAAGAAGGGCUACCGCAAGGAGUUGGGCUGGAGUGUGGAGGUGGAGUUGGACGAGAGCAUUCUUCUGUGGCACAUUGCCACUGACCUCUGCUUUUACUCCCACAAAAAUGAACAAUCUGAGCCUGAGAGAAACCGUGAAAACGAACAAUCUGAACCUGACAGAAAUUGUGAAAACAAACAAUCUGAACCUGAGAGAAACCUUCAGAUGAGCAAGGCUCUAUCAGACUACAUGUUAUAUCUACUAUUAGUUCGCCCUUCUAUGCUGACUGCUGGGAUUGGGCAGGUCAGAUAUGGGGACACUUGUGCUGAGGCUAAAAUCUUUUUCCGGCGUGGUGAGGCAGUGCUUGAUCAACAGCAAGCUAGUGAGAAGCUUCUGCGGGUGGAAACCAAAGUGCCAUCAGUUCAAAUUAAAGGAGACAGAAGCAAAUCAGUUCUGUUUGAUGCAUGUGUACUUGCAAAAAAAUUGCUGGAUUUGAAGACAGGGAGAAGGUGGAGGAUAAUCAGUGCUGUUUGGGUGGAGAUGCUUUGUUAUGCUGCAAUUCAUUGCAGAAGCUACUUCCACAUGAAGCAACUCAAUAGUGGGGGAGAGCUGAUCACGUUGGUCUGGCUCCUUAUGGCCCAUUUUGGGUUAGGAGAUCAAUAUCGGAUAGAAGCAGGGCAUGCCAGAGCCAAGCUUAUUGUGGACAAGUAAUGCUCUGAUUUUAAGCUCUUCCAUUAAUACAGUUGUAUGAGUAUGCAAAUAUUCUGUUCAUUUCCAUCUCUUUAUGAAGUCAGAUGUGUGCAUGCCGUGUUUUUUUUUAUACAAAUGCAUCUCAAUCACAUGCACAACCUGGAAGCUGCUGAUGAGUUAUACAAUGAUGGAAAUCAUUUGUUGACCAACUUUUGUGCGUCAGUGCUUGUGAAUCGGCCAAAGACAACGAGUCCACCAAAAUGUUUGUUUGGAUUCCAUCCUAUGACAAAGAAGUGUAUAGUGGUAAGGUUCUUUUACCGUCAAAUGAACCUUGUAACUGAAAGUUAUGAUCUGGGAUGUGAAGUAUUCACCCUCGGUACAUGGUCAUGGAAAUAUGUUGGUAGCAUAGAUUGUUAUCUGACUGGCCAGGGAAUUAAUGCUAAUGGUUAUCUAUACUGGACAAAGGGUGUUAACACUGUCAUACCUGACCAAAUAGUUGCUUUUGAUCUGGAAAGUUAGAAGUUCAACUCAAUUCCAGUUCCUGAUUUUUUUAGCUACCAGAUUAUUGUUCAGGGGGCUAUGUUUCUUGUGCAGCUGGAAGGGAAACUCUGUAUGGUGAAUGCUCCAUAUGAUUCUCCAGGUUCUAUGGAUGCAUGGAUGCUAGAGGAUCCAAUUAACAAUGUUUUGAUUCACAGAUUUUCUAUUUCUUUGCAUUCUAUACCUGGAUAUCGACGGCGGCUGGCCGGUUUUCAUUCACAGUGGAAGAGUUCUGUUGAGAUGGCUUGAGAAACUAUUUUACAGGAGUCUGGAUAAUGAGCAGGAAGAUACUGAGUGCGUCUACACUGAUAACUGCCUGAAUAGUUCUGCAAAAGCCUAGCUUUUGUGGAGAGCUUGGUUUCUUUAGACAGUGAAAACCAUCAUAGCUUCAUUUCUUAACAAUUUAAGUAUGUCAUUUGAUACUCCUUAGUUUUAUGCUGAAUAUUUGAUCAUUUGUGUACUUGUCAUCUGAAAUCAAUAUAAUUACCACCUCUCAUUGUUAAUAAAUAAGAUGAAUCAGUUCUGACUAAA
This is a messenger RNA of Dioscorea cayenensis subsp. rotundata (Guinea yam), 3355 nucleotides long. RefSeq lists its product as uncharacterized. Bases 299 to 2308 code for a protein of 669 amino acids. The record is from RefSeq and is a predicted model, not a curated record. NCBI's taxonomy places the organism in Eukaryota, Viridiplantae, Streptophyta, Magnoliopsida, Dioscoreales, Dioscoreaceae. The transcript is spliced from 2 exons.